AUGGAUAAGGAAAAGAAGAGUUCCCGAAAACUAACUGCCGAAGACUAUGACCAAGACAGAGAGGAUUUUUUUUCAGCUGAAAUGAUUGAAAUGAGUCCGUCUCUGAUGGAAAUUAUGAAAGAAGUUUCAGAAAAACUUCAUAGCUACAAACACCUAACUCCAACGUCACAUCGAUCAACACACAGCAAGACCCCGGAAUCCCAUGUCAGGUUUUCACCCACUGAAGACUCAAGCACCGAUCGACCUCACACUUCGAGGUCGCUUACUCCAACAAAGUAUCGUAGUAAGUCGAUUUUAAAGAAUGAAAGCGCACCUUCUGUUAAAGACAAAAGCUCUACUUCUCGAAAAACGCACUCUUCGCCGGAAUCGGAAACAUCCGGAACCUACGAAGAAGAAGAACAAACCUCGAAAGAAUCAUCGACAGAAUUAACAUCGAAAGAAACAGUGAGCUCCAAAAUCAGAGAUAAGUCUAUCGUAUUCGAAGAUAGGAGGCCACCGGCAGAAGGAGAAGCAUGUAAGGAGGAAUUUAUGGAAGAACUCGUAGAUAGUGAUGAUAAACUUCCAUCAAAAACGAUCAAAAAUAAAAAGGAGAGAAAGAGAAGAAAAUGUGCGUUUUGGUAUACUUCAGAAAUGUUUAGAGAAACAGAUAGAGAACAAUUUAUAUUUCUUUCCAUUCAAGAAUUUAUUAUAUAUCUCAUUUUCUUAGCUUCAGUUUCGAUAGUCGUCUUCGGAUCUUUUACCGCGAUAAUGUAUUACUACAGCAUCGUACUCUCUGACGUGUUCACGAGGACAAAGUUCAAGACGGCGCAAGGGCUGGCGAUAGCUUAUACAGAAGUGAGAACGAUACAACAAUACUGGGCGUAUUUACGGAACGCGUUCAUCAAUACGUUGUUCUUCAAAUACCUGGAAGACCAGUUGGCUGGUAAUACACUCACCAUGGAGGAGAGCAAAUUGGUUCUGUUGCAGAAUAUUUUAGUUGGUGUACCAAGGUUGAGGCAGCUAAGGGUGAGACCGGAUUCCUGUAAGGUGCCUCAGGAUUUUGCUGGAGCCUUUCGUUCAUGUUACGGUUAUUAUAGACCGUAUAAUGAAGAUAGGACAUCUUUCGGCUUGAAGACUGGGUCUGAAUGGACUUAUUCUGAAAAACUUGCCGAUGCCUACGAAGGAAAAAUAUCCACAUACGGAACUGGAGGAUACUAUUUGAACCUGACAAGAAGCUACGUCUUUUCUAAAAGAAUUAUUGACAACCUCCACGACAAUUUGUGGAUAGAUCACGGGACGAGGGCGGUGUUCAUCGACUUUACGCUGUACACUCCGAACGUGAAUCUCUUCUGUAUGGUGAAGUUAGUCGCUGAGUUUCCGCCCAGUGGGGGAGUAAUCCCUUCUUCUAGGUUCCAUACUCUGAAGUUGAUCCGCUACGUCUCCUUCUGGGACCACAUCAUCCUAGGCCUGGAAGUGGUGACAGUGGUCAUGCUCUUCUUGUACACAGCUGAGGAAAUCAGGGAGAUAUUUGUCCUGAAAUGGAAUUAUAUCUUCAAUGCUUGGAACAUACUUGACCUUACGAUUGUGAUACUUGGAUGGAACUUGGUGACCAUAGGAUGCCUGAGAUAUCUGUGGAUAAGUAAUGAGAUACCUUAUUUGAUCAACAUGAUUAAUAAAGACGAUCACGCGAAUUUCGACUCGCUCUCGGAAAUACAACUAUGGUUCAAUACGGCGAGUGCAUUCUUUGUAGCUCUUGUAUGGGUCAAAUUCAUAAAAUAUAUGAUGCUCAUCAAGGUUAUGUACCAUCUCCUUAAAACAAUUGGGAAGUGUGCUCAUGAACUGCUUGGAUUAACCUUAAUAUUAAUUUUAUUACUAAUUGCAUUUGCACUACUUGGACAUCUUCUGUUUGGAGCACAGGUGGAGGAAUUUGGUACGAUGAAGGAGGCCAUGAUAUCAUUGCUAGUUCUUCUAGUUGGAGCUUUGGACUACAAGAAAGUUCAUGAAGCUAGGCCCUUUUUAGGACCGCUCUACUUUAUGCUCUAUAUUUAUCUCUUCAUUUUAGUAUUCUUGAGUCUUUUUGUUGCUGUGCUUGUGAAUGGAUUUACAACAGUAAGGUUUGACAUCAUGGAAGACCGCUCAAAAAUAUAUCUGAAGAAUAUAUUUUAUGAUUGUUUAAAUAACCUUCUUAAAUUCAUAAGUUUUAAUAAACUAUCUAAAAGACUAAAAGAAAAACAAAGAAGAGACAUAGCAGAAGAGAAUUACAAUGUCAUCAUAGACAUACUGAGAAGGUCAGGGUUUCGAGGUAGAGAAUUGGAUUUAUUUUUAAAGAAACACAAAAUUCAAAAAGGAAGAGAUAUCAGUACGCAAAAAAUGGCUCAAAUUUAUGACGACAUUGAUGGAAAAGGACAAAUCUAUAUCGAAGCUAUUGAACAUGAACAAAUAAUGAAUGACAUUGAUCUGUUACGAUUGAGGAUGGCAUAUAGCGAUAAGAUGACGGAAGAAUUGGCUUCUAAAAUAGAAUGCCUUUUUGCUAAAAUUUCACCAACACCGAACUGA
Molecule: messenger RNA, 2535 nt
Organism: Nezara viridula (southern green stink bug)
Lineage: Eukaryota; Metazoa; Arthropoda; Insecta; Hemiptera; Pentatomidae
Source: the annotation of a GenBank genome assembly